This is a messenger RNA of Truncatella angustata, 1377 nucleotides long. RefSeq names its product major facilitator superfamily domain-containing protein. Bases 1 to 1377 code for a protein of 458 amino acids. The transcript has 2 exons. The record is from RefSeq and is a predicted model, not a curated record. NCBI's taxonomy places the organism in Eukaryota, Fungi, Ascomycota, Sordariomycetes, Amphisphaeriales, Sporocadaceae. Gene Ontology annotation, molecular function: transmembrane transporter activity; 2-(3-amino-3-carboxypropyl)histidine synthase activity. Gene Ontology annotation, biological process: protein histidyl modification to diphthamide; transmembrane transport. Gene Ontology annotation, cellular component: fungal-type vacuole membrane.
AUGAGCCCUGAACUUAACCAUGCAGAUGACAGCUGCCAGGUAAAUAAAACUGUCCAGCCCUCUGGGCUGUUGACUACUUCUGAAAAUGAUCAUCGCACUGAUCGCGAUGUUUCCACACAAGCAGCUUCUGAGUCCUUGAGGGACGAUCAGGAUGAAGAGGACACGUUUCCAGAGGGCGGCCUAACAGGCUGGCUUACGGUAUUUGGCUCAUUCUGUGCGAUGCUCUCCGUCUACGGUUUGAUCAAUAGUUCUGGAGUCUUCGAGUCGUACUUCGCAACCAACCAGCUCGCCGAGUACGAUUCCUCGACUAUCGGAUGGAUCUUCAGCGUGUACCUGUUUGUCGUCUUCUUUGCCGGUAUUCAGGCUGGACCUAUAUUUGACCGCCACGGGCCUCGACUGCUCGUUGCUGUCGGAAGUGUACUGGUUGUUGCCAGCCAGAUGAUCCUAGGACUGUGCACACAGUAUUAUCAGAUCCUUCUGACCUAUUCCGUGCUUGGAGGCAUUGGGGGGGCCUUACUCAAUGUGCCCGCAUAUGGCAUCAUCGCACAUUACUUCAAGAGGCGCCGUGGUCUUGCCACUGGCAUUGCCUCAACGGCCGGUUCUGUCGGAGGCAUAAUGUUUCCUCUUCUAUUGCGGGGCCUCUUACCCAAGCUUGGGUUUGCUUGGACCACCCGUAUCAUCGGCUUCAUUCUGCUGGCAUUGGCAAUUCCAGCGAACCUCCUCCUUCGAACUCGAUUACCUCCAAGCAAAAAGGUGGCUUCAGUCAUACCAGACUGGUCGUUGUUCCGCGACCUGAGAUUCACACUUACUUGCGCCGGAGUCUGGUUUUUGGAGUGGGGCCUCUUCGUCCCAUUGACAUUCGUGAUCUCUUACGCAGCAGACCAUGGCCAGGAUGCGACUUCUGCAUAUAUCCUCCUCGUUUAUCUCAAUGUCGGCUCUUUCUUCGGCCGGUUCUUGCCUGGUUUCAUUGCCGACAAGAUUGGUCGGUUCAACGUUAUCAUACUUACGAUCACGCUUUGCGUCAUCACCGAACUGGUGUUUUGGUUGCCUGCCGGUAAUAACAAGGCCUUACUCAUUGCGUUCGUCGUGACCUUCGGCUUCGCGAGUGGUAGUAACCUCGGUCUUUACCCAGUCUGCCUGGGCCAGCUUUGCGAUUCUCGAGACUAUGGCCGUGUGUACUCGACGUCGCUCAUGGUUGGAAGCUUUGGAACCUUGACGAGUUUGCCCAUCGGGGGAGCUUUGCGCGAUGUUGGUGAUUUUGAUCAAGGCUGGCUAGCUCUUAUAUUGUUCUCGGCUCUGUCGUAUGCUGUUGCUAUGAGCUGUUUCCUUGGAGUCAGAGUUCUUGCUGUCAGCUGGGGUGUGAAGAAAGUCUUCUAG